AACAUUCUCCAAUCUCUCUCUCUCACCUGAAAACCCUCCAACAAUGGCGCGUAAAUCAUCCCUCCUGAAACGAGCAGCCAUCGCCAUCCUCUCCGUCAUCGCCAUCUACGUGAUCCUCAACGCCUCCGUCAGCCGCUCCCUCCCUUCCUCAUCCGAUCUCCCACGUCAGCUCAUCCGCCAACAAGAACAAGAACCUGCUCCGAUCCAACCCAAACCCAAAGUUAAGGUUUACAUGUACGAUCUCCCAAAAAGAUUCACUCACGGUAUCAUCCAACAACACGCAAUCGUCCGCGGCGGAAUAAAAAGCCCCGUAGAUGACGUCACCACGCUCAAGUAUCCAGGUCAUCAGCAUAUGCACGAGUGGUACCUCUACUCGGAUCUAAACCGACCCGAGACGGAUCCAACCGGGUCUCCGAUAACCCGAGUGCUGGAUCCUGCAGAAGCUGAUCUCUUCUACGUCCCCGUGUUCUCUUCCCUAAGCUUGAUAGUUAACGCGGGUCGACCCGUUGAUCCCGGGUCGGGUUACAGCGACGAGAAGAUGCAGGAGGAGUUGGUGGAGUGGCUCGAGGGCCAGGAGUGGUGGAGGAGGAAUAGAGGGAGAGAUCAUGUUAUACCCGCGGGAGAUCCGAACGCGUUGUACCGGAUCUUGGACCGGGUCAAGAAUGCGGUUUUGCUGGUGGCGGAUUUUGGGAGGCUUAGGGGUGAUCAAGGGUCGUUUGUUAAAGAUGUGGUGAUACCUUACUCUCAUAGGGUUAAUCUAUUUACUGGUGAAGUUGGUGUGGAGGGUCGUGACACGUUGCUCUUCUUCAUGGGGAAUCGAUACCGCAAAGAUGGUGGGAAAGUUCGUGAUUUGCUAUUCCAAGUUCUUGAAAAGGAAGAAGAUGUGACCAUCAAACAUGGAACUCAAUCCAGAGAGAAUCGACGAGCUGCUACGAAAGGAAUGCAUACUUCAAAGUUCUGUCUAAACCCUGCGGGCGACACUCCAUCCGCAUGCAGACUCUUUGACUCCAUAGUCAGCUUGUGUGUGCCCGUCAUUGUAAGCGAUAGCAUCGAGUUACCUUUCGAAGAUGUUAUAGAUUACAGAAAGUUUUCGAUUUUCGUCGAGGCCGGUGUGGCUCUGGAGCCAGGGUUCUUGGUUGGGAUGCUGAGGAAGAUAGGAACCGAGAAGGUUCUGGAGUAUCAAAGAGAGAUGAAACAGGUAAGACGGUAUUUUGACUAUGAUAACCCUAAUGGAGCAGUGAAGGAGAUCUGGCGUCAAGUCUCACAGAAGCUACCACUCAUCAAGCUAAUGAGUAACCGCGACAAACGCAUUGUCCUAAGAAAUUCUACUGAACCGGACUGCUCAUGUCUAUGCACAAACCAAACUGGUCUCAUCACUUCCAUAUAAACAUAUCUCUUCGUCUCUUGAGUGAGACUUAUCUUAUUGUGGAGGAGCUGGAACUCUCAACUUCUUGGCGGCCCCGAGACUUGCAGAAGGAGAUAUAUCCGCCUCAGUGUCCUAACUUUUCCGGUAAGGAAACGGAUAAGUAGACACGCAUGGUAACAGAUUCAUAAGGAAGAUAGAUUUUGAAAAUACUUCUUUUCUUGUAGAUUCCAUUAGUUUUCUCGUACUUGGUAGUAUUAGAGUGUCACAUUUUAUACGGACCCAACAGCUAUUCUUUUUGACCUCAUUAUUACUCUGCACAUAAAAAGUGAAGUACAACACAGGCUUCAGUUGUUUGCUCCCAGUGUUUGAGAUAGUGUCUUUGUAAAAUUUUAAGCCUUGGUCACUGGGUCAACUGUUCGAUAGUUCUUAAGCAAGAUAGUAAUUAAUAAGCUUUUUAGAGAGUGAUAAAGAAGAAAUUAAGCAUACGUUUAGAUGAAAAGAUAUGCGAGAUGAAUACAAGUUCCAAAACAUAGAAGUGAGUAGAAAAAGCGAAAGAAUUGUCUUGUAGUGUAGAAUAACGAUUGGAAGAAAAAGGAGGAUACAAUUCCUCUUAGUUGGUUAUGCCAUAAGAAAAUGAUUCAGCUUCUGUUACUAUCGUUUCCAGCCUCGAAUAUGGCGUGGCAGAAAAACCACAUUUUUGGAGAUUGAGAAAUCAUCAUUUGGUGGUGUCUAUCAAGCUGAUUCAGAUGUUGAGAAAUCUUCAUUUUGAGAUGCUGAAGCUCCUUGGGUUGCAACAACUGAACUAACUUGUAUACCAUUUUCUUUGUGAGCUCAGUGGAAGCUUUUGAGUUUUUCAUGUUGGAUUUUUUUUUCAUUUUUCCAUACGUCUCUUAACAAACAAAAAAAUCGAAAUCGAAAAAGACACAACGAAUU
Eruca vesicaria subsp. sativa (arugula) is the source of this 2299-nucleotide messenger RNA. Lineage: Eukaryota; Viridiplantae; Streptophyta; Magnoliopsida; Brassicales; Brassicaceae. The record is from the annotation of a GenBank genome assembly.